This is a messenger RNA of Phycodurus eques (leafy seadragon), 6637 nucleotides long. RefSeq names its product neuronal PAS domain protein 2 (gene npas2). Gene Ontology annotation, biological process: circadian regulation of gene expression; regulation of transcription by RNA polymerase II. Gene Ontology annotation, cellular component: nucleus; CLOCK-BMAL transcription complex; cytoplasm. The record is from RefSeq and is a predicted model, not a curated record. Gene Ontology annotation, molecular function: RNA polymerase II cis-regulatory region sequence-specific DNA binding; protein dimerization activity; DNA-binding transcription factor activity, RNA polymerase II-specific. Lineage: Eukaryota; Metazoa; Chordata; Actinopteri; Syngnathiformes; Syngnathidae. The transcript has 23 exons. The coding region runs from base 538 to 3174 and encodes 878 amino acids.
CCGCUUGUGCUGUUUACAAGGAUGGCGGCCCGCGCAGCCCGCUAAAGAAAACGCAGCUUCAAAGUGGAUUUUCUUGCUCAGCCUCGCGGAUGACAAAGUAUCCGAGCCAGGACCGGCCGGACGGCGCUGGGCUUUUCCCGACAAAUGCACCUUAUGCAACGCUUGAGGCUUGAGCACCUCCAACAGUCUUCUCGCGUCGAGCGAGCUGCGCAGUCACUCGUCGCUUUGAUUUGCGAGGGAUACGAAACACCAUGAGCGCAUCGGUCCUCUUUUCUCGGCGUGGAUGUUUGUUUUGUGGCGGACGCCCUCUUUUUGCAAGGAAGCACGCGAACACCAUACAGGAGAGCCCGAGCCAAGAUUCCAACCCGGAACCUCUCGACUGUUAGGCAGACGUGCUAACCACUAACCCACCGUGAGGGUGAGAGCGUGAGAGAACGUGAACGAUUUGGCCUUUGUUCGGCCACUGGCGCGCCCUCGUUUUGUGUGUCGGCGCACUCAGAUGAGGUCAGCACGGAUGAGAAUCCAGAAAGGGCCUGGAUGGGAAAGAGCGUGACUAUGGACAACCUUUCGGACUUCGGAGGCCCCUGUCCUUCCAGCCGCAGAGACUGGGAUUCCAGCAGCUGCAUGGAUGAUUUGAUGGACGAAGAUGAGAAAGACAGGGCAAAAAGGGCAUCGCGGAACAAAUCAGAAAAGAAAAGAAGAGACCAGUUCAAUGUGCUCAUCAAAGAGCUCUGCACCAUGCUGCAAGGCCAAGGCCAUCCUCGCAAGAUGGACAAGUCCACCAUACUACAAAAAACGAUUGACUUCUUACAGAAACAAAAAGACAUCAGUGCGCAGAACGAAACGUGUGACGUGAGACAAGACUGGAAGCCUUCGUUCCUCAGCAACGAGGAGUUCACCCAGCUCAUGCUCGAGGCACUGGAUGGUUUCUUAGUAGUGUUAACUACAGAUGGAAACAUCAUCUACGUGUCGGACAGUGUGUCUUCACUUAUUGGACAUUUGCCGUCAGAUAUGGUGGAGCAAAACAUCUUAAAUUUCCUCCCGGAGCGGGAACACGGAGAGGUGUAUAAGCUGCUAUCAUCUCAUAUGCUGAUGACUGACCCCGUUGCUGCUGACCUCCUGGCCCGUGAGGCACAUGUGGAAUUUUGCUGUCACCUCGCCAGAGCCAACAUGCACCCAAAAGAGCCGCCAGUGUAUGAGUAUGUCAAGUUUGUCGGAGAUUUCAAGUUUCACAACAAUGUGCCUACAUCCUCUUGUAAUGGGGUUGAAUUGACGUUACCGAGAAGUCUGCAGUCGUCACUGGAGGAGCAGGUCUGCCUCAUUGCUACUGUACGAUUAGUCACGCCGCAGUUUCUAAAGGAUUUGUGUAAUGUGGAUGAUCCUUGUGAUGAAUUCACAUCUAGGCACAGCCUCGAAUGGAAGUUUCUGUUUUUAGAUCACAGAGCUUCUCCAAUCAUAGGAUAUUUACCCUUCGAAGUGCUUGGAACAUCUGGCUAUGAUUACUAUCAUGUGGACGACUUGGAACUUAUAGCUCAAUGUCAUAAGCAAUUGAUGCAGUUUGGAAAGGGCAAAUCCUGCUAUUAUCGCUUUCUGACGAAGGGUCAGCAAUGGAUUUGGUUGCGGACGCACUACUACAUUACUUAUCACCAGUGGAACUCCAAACCCGAGUUCAUCGUGUGUACUCACACUGUUGUCAGUUAUGCUGAAGUACGAGCUGAAAGGAGGCGAGCAUUUGGCCUUGAGGAGCAGUCUCCUCCUGAGAUCGCUCCCUCGUCUGUAAAGGCCCAAGAGCUGUACUUGGACAUGUGCUCCACAAUGGACCCGCCACGGGACAGAAACAGCGGCGCACGUUCGGUAUCCUCCCACAGCUCUCGGAAGUCCUCCCACGCAGCCUUGUCAGACUCCGCAUCGGCAAACUCGUACACCGAGACGUGCACGCCGUCGUGGCAGUCGGCUUCUAUCGGGACCGAGAGGACGCCUGCCAGACUCCAAGUUGGGAGCUCAAAGAAUUCGAUCCAAAGACAAAAUUCCUUUGACCUGGUGCCCCAAAUGAGCCUCCCCCUUUCUCCUCCAUGCAGCAAGAACACAGCGAUGCAACAGCAAACGCAGCAGCAGUCGUCCAUGUUUGAGCUGCAGCAGCCUCAGAUGGGUGUCGUGAACCAGCUGAAGGAGCAACUGGAGGAGAGGACGCGCAUCCUGCAGGCCGACAUAAAGACGCAGCAGCAGGAGCUGCACGACAUCAAGGAGAAGCUUCACCUCGCUAAUCUGCAGAUGUUGCUACAACAGCCUGUCCGCAAAGAAUUUGGCCAGCAGCCACAGCAGCAGGGCCCGGGCAGGCCGGCCUCACAGAGCCAGUCGGGGGUCAUCAGGCAGCUCUCAGGCCACCCGAAACCAACCUCCUGUGGGGCCCACAGCUCGUCCCCUCACUCGCUUCUGAGAGAGAACAGCUCCCCCUCGACACAGGGGCCACAGAGGAUCUCUCGGGGUGGCCAGGUGCAGUCAGUGAGUUUGCCUGUGCAGACCAACACCAGUCUGACCAUGCCCUUCUACAGCAACCCCAUGAUGUUCUCUCAGACCAACACGAGGCCUCUACAUGACACAAACCAAAGACACACGGACAACGACCUUAGCCAAGAUGGACAACUACGGAUGCUCCUGAACCAGCAAAUGCAGACACUGGUCCCCACGAGCAGUGGGUCCACGCAGGCCUCCCAGCAGUGCAACAUGGGCAUUCCCCAGACCAUAUACACGUUGGAGCAGCAGAUCAUCGCACCCUCGUUCCCCAUGCAACAGGUCAACUGCAACGCCGUGCUCGUGCCCUCUCAGGUGUUCACGUCGCCCAUCAUGAUCCCACACAACAGCUUCAUCUCCCACCAGUCGCAGCAAAGCUACCAGGCUCAGCCUCCGGCCUCCCAGCACUCCCUGCAGCUGCAACAGCCGCAGCAGUUCUUUCAGAUGACUCAAGGACUUGUUCACAGCGGAUCGACUCCAACAUUCUUACACACCGCCAACAUCCCGCAGCAAGGCACUGUGGGAUACAUCCAGCAGCAGCAGCAGCAGCAGCAGCAGCCGGCGCCGCAAACACAACAGCAACAACCGCAACAAAGACAAUACCAACAUUCCCAAAACCAGACUGCCAAUGUUUCAGACUUUAGGAACAUGCUAACACGGUAGCACUGUGGAACGUGCAAGAGCGCCGAGCGCGGCGGCAGGUCGUUGCCGUUGGGAGUCAAACUCAGCCCGGAGUCGGAGAAAACCGGCCACAGCGGCCUGAACAUUUGAUGUGAAGCCGCUCGCCCCACGGGCAAGCGCCGGAAUAAAACGGUGGCGGGACGCGGACCUGAGGAAUGUGAUGAUGAGAGGCGGGGCCUUUCUUCACCAGCCUGCGACACGCUCAGUUGUCAUUGCAACAAGUGGAUUUAUCACCGCUGUCACGAGGACGCCACUUUCAUUUCGCAAGUGGCUCUUUGCACUUUUGGCGCCACGCCCCACCCAGAGUAGGAUACAGUAUUUAUUUUUGCCUAUACAUUUAAUAUUAAAUGUUCCCUCUAACCAGUGGCUUCACAGUGAGAUUAUUUUCCCGACAACCCCCUUCAGCGAAAUCCAGAGCGUCACUUUUAAUAUUCCAUUUCGAUGAGUUGGAUGUCAAACCCCAGUGCAAACAUCCCUCUGGGAUUUAUUUGAACAAAGAAGGGCUUCCUUAACAAGCCGUCUCUGGACGAGACACCUCUGAAGACCCCUGCAGCGCCACUGCUCACUUCUUAAACAGCCGAAUGGAGGAGGGUGGCUUGUCGAAUGUGCCUUUUAACCAUGCUACGAGUACCAUGGUGCAGUUCCAAUGUUACGUCUCACUACGGCUUUAAAAAGAUCCUGCUCAGGUCCAUUUGGAAAACAAAGUUUCUUUUCAUUGAACGUAAUUUAUAUAUUUUCCCCACAUUAGAUUGAAAAUAAUAUACAUUUAGAUUUCUAUUGGAGAUUAUCUAUAUAUCAGAUGCCUUUUGCAACCUUAACUUGCCCCCAAGCAAUUAGAACAUUCGCAGCAAUGGCAUUAUCAUUAUUUUAUUACAUAAUUUAUUUGCUGAAUUUCAUUUAUUGUAAAACAACCGGCAUGGCAUGGCAUAAAAGAAAGCAGUUUUAUACGUUGAGAUUAUGAUUCACUUUACCACUGGUCUUAAAGUCUUACCCCCACUUUACUGCGUUGAAUCCCUAAAAGCCACAAACAUUAAGAGAUUAGCAGGCUGAUGUGUGGUCGAAAAACAUCUGCUUCUUCACUUUAAGUAGUUGUGACAUGUAUGCUGCAACAUUAUGUGUAGAUUUGACUUUGAAGCCAAGCUCUGACAUUUCGUAAUUAUGGAAAAUAUACAAGCGUAUGUUUAUAAAUUGUAUUUUUCACUCCAAUCAAAUAGGAUAACAAACAUUACAAAAGGUGUGCCUUUACAAAGAUAAUCAUGCUGUAUUACUUACUGUAGUUCAAUGAAGACUAAAUUAUUUAUAGAUGUGAAUAUGACUGUGAAUGGUUACCCUGCAAUUGGCUGGCGACCAUUCCAGGGUGUACCCCGCAUCUCCCCCAAAGUCAGCCGAGACCGAAUGAGGACGUUUGAAAAUGGAUGGAUGGACAUUAAAUGUCGUGUACUUGUUUACCAAUGUGUGUGUAAACUAGUUAAGGGUUACAGAAGUGAUUGCAAAAUUCCAAUAAACUUCAAAGUUGGAAAAUUGCAGAUGGAAUUCUUAUGGGAAUUUAACUGGAAAUGUCCGGUUUGUCUAUAACAUCGUACCAAAGUGUAUUUUCAUACCAACACAGCCGCACAAUUGUAACGCAAUUAGGGAAUCUGUUUAUUUAAUAUCAAUGAUAAAGUAGAGCUAUUAUUUACGAUUAAGUAAAAGUUCCAUGAUUGAAUAUUUGCCAAGCUAAACUGCCCAUGAAAGGAAAUUUACUGACAAUUCCCAAACCCAAACAUUAAACAAUAGUGCAACAUCCUGUUAAAAGAAAACACUUCACCCAAAAUAAAAAAUGAAAAAAGCACGGAAUAAGAUCUUUGUAAAGGCACAAUGUUUGCUACAACUCCUGUGUUUGGAUCUAAUUAUAUUGUGCAAGUGUAACUAAUUAGUCAUAAGUGGGGGGAAAAAGAAUGUACAAAUUACAUGCAACAGGCUGGUGAGUGUACAUGCACGAUGUUGGCGCCUCAAAGUAUUUGAAGAAGCUGGAGAUAUGAAGAGCUGCUAAUGACCCGAAAAUCAAACAAACAGUCAUUUCUCUCAGUCAUUUGUUGUUGAAGGAAAUCUCGUCAUUGCAGCACGCUCAGUUUUUACUCCGAAGAUAAAUGAUUUCAAUUUGAGAACAACACAGACUCGGGAGUAAAGUUAGGACUUUUUCUGCAAGUGGGUGAGUGCCACAGAAGACGAAAACAGGCCCAGUAGCUCCUCUUUGACCAUGUGCAAUGUCCAUUUGAGAAUGUUAAUUUAUGCUGUAUAUUUACAAGGUUUCACUACAGAUGUGUAGAGAUAUGUAUAUUACGCCACUAACGGUACUGUGUGAAUUAUAUUUUUUUAGUUCACCUGACAUUCCUUCAGGCAGAGAACACAAUUAUUCCAGUCACAAUGAUUGCAGCUCCAAUACUUUGUAAUGUGGCGCAGCCUCGUUUUUUGUUUUGUUUUGUUUUGUUUUUUUACCCCCCAUAUGGGAGACAGUCACUGAUAAGAAAACUAAAGUUCACCAGAUGAAUUUAAUCCAUCAAUUCUUAUGUUGUUGGUUGACCCAUCGCUUUCUGGUUUAGAAGCAAAACAGUGCCAUGCUAUAAAGAGGCACAUUUAUUCAAAUAAUAAGAAUGACAUUUACUAUCAAGCUGCUGCUCAUCCAUGAUGAAGAAGCAGGCGAUGGCGAGUUGGACCUUAAACCCGGCAGACGGGUUCUGCACAUGUGGCACCUUUCAAUCCAAAUAUUUUUUGCCUCGCGUCGAUGCGCAGCUCACUUUUGACGGACUCGUGCAAGAGUCGACGCAGUGCAGUUAAACCUCUUAACGAAUCUGCGUAAUGAAACAAAACCACCCUUGUCCACCUGAUGUGUGGAUGCAAACUUGCGAAAUCCUUUAUUGGUUUAGUUCAUGUCGAAAUUUGGCUCAAAGAGGUACGGUUUUCAAAAACCACCACCCCACACUUUCAGCUUCAUGGACUUUUCCCAGGAAGUGUCAAUGUUUUUGAAGGUUUUGUCAAGAUUUUUCCGUUUGUAUGUGAGACAAUGAAGGCCAGAAGCUGAGGAACACUAACCUGCUACACAGCCAUUGCUGCCGUUUCGGUGCAGAAAGCACAGUGAAUAUAUUGUAUAUUAGAAUGUACAAAAACACGAGAUAAUAUAGUUUAUUUUCUAUGUCUAAUAGAAUACAUAUGUAUGUUACAUGAUUUUAAAAUUAAAGUAAUUUUGUAACAGAUAAUGAAGUGUCUUAUUAGUGGCGGUGAGGCUUUGUUGUGUAUGUCACUUGUAUGUAUUUUUCUCCCCCUGUAUUUACCAUUGAAAUAAGCUUUAAAAAUAUUGUUAAUAUUGUUUAAAAGAUAAUAAAUUAAGUUUACAGCCUAAAAUAUCUUGAUAUUAAUUAUGCUAUACUGAAUUAUUUAUAAAUCAACCUGGUUAUUGUGAAAUAAA